UCAACCCUCCAGCAGGGACAUCUUUUUUGUGGUUUUGCCUCUUCCUUCCUCUCUACCCUCCCCCCUCAGUUUUCUUUGAUCUUUCCACUUCAGUACUGAAAGAACUCCCGUGUAUUCCAGAGAUUGCUGGAAUGGCAUCCAAGAGAAUUAUUAAGGAGCUCAAGGACUUGCAGAGAGACCCACCAACUUCAUGCAGUGCAGGUCCAGUGGCAGAUGAUAUGUUCCAUUGGCAGGCAACCAUAAUUGGUCCAAACGACAGCCCUUACUCUGGGGGUGUUUUCCUUGUGAACAUCCACUUCCCACCUGACUAUCCUUUCAAGCCUCCUAAGGUUGCGUUUAGGACCAAAGUCUUCCAUCCAAAUAUAAAUAGCAAUGGAAACAUCUGUUUGGACAUACUCAAGGAACAAUGGAGUCCUGCACUCACCGUAUCCAAGGUUUUGCUUUCCAUAUGUUCUCUGCUCACUGACCCAAACCCAGAUGACCCACUGGUUCCUGAGAUAGCUCACAUGUGCAAGACAGACAAAGUCAAGUAUGAGUUCACGGCUCGCAACUGGACCCAGAAGUAUGCCAUGGGCUAACUCAUCAACCCAACCCUCCAAAUUCUCAUAUUUCCACCAUCUCCUUUUUUGGUUUCGAGUGUGAAUUAUUAGAUAGUGUCCUACAACAGUAUAAAUAAUUAUUGAGUCCAAGGCUGGCACUUUUGGACUACUACAUUUCUCUUAUUUCCUUUACAAAUAAAUGACUAAGAUUAUCUUUAAUUAA
This is a messenger RNA of Macadamia integrifolia, 762 nucleotides long. RefSeq names its product ubiquitin-conjugating enzyme E2 28-like. The record is from RefSeq and is a predicted model, not a curated record. Bases 132 to 578 code for a protein of 148 amino acids. Gene Ontology annotation, cellular component: nucleus. Lineage: Eukaryota; Viridiplantae; Streptophyta; Magnoliopsida; Proteales; Proteaceae. The transcript has 4 exons. Gene Ontology annotation, biological process: protein polyubiquitination. Gene Ontology annotation, molecular function: ubiquitin conjugating enzyme activity.